This is a messenger RNA of Solenopsis invicta (red fire ant), 1166 nucleotides long. RefSeq lists its product as uncharacterized. Gene Ontology annotation, biological process: lipid transport. Gene Ontology annotation, molecular function: lipid carrier activity. The record is from RefSeq and is a predicted model, not a curated record. NCBI's taxonomy places the organism in Eukaryota, Metazoa, Arthropoda, Insecta, Hymenoptera, Formicidae. Bases 124 to 1014 code for a protein of 296 amino acids. The transcript is spliced from 3 exons.
CGCAAGCGCUGUUGAAUGUUAUGCUGUUAAAUUGUGAGUACGUUCUGAUAUAAGGGAGCGUGCGAGUGUAAGAAGAGUAGUAUCGACGUACGUGUAGCGUGUAGCAAGGCACAUUGUCCCGAGAUGAACGCCAUUCUGAUCCCGUUCUUCCUAGCGGCCAACGUAAUGGUCAAUGACACGUCGGAAUGGACAUACGGACCGGAAUUUUUAUACGACGUGAACAUUACUUAUAAUAUAAUAAGUAUAAUAAAACCGGAUCCUCACGAGCCUAUCCAUAAGAUACAAUUAAUCUCUACAGUAAAAUGCCGUCCCAAAAUGCCGGACAGUUUGUUUUGCCAUUUGAACAAUUUUACGGAAUCGGAAUUAUUUGAAAAUCACAACAUGACUCGAGAAGCACAAACGGAACAAAUGUUUGAGAUCAAAUUUAACGAGCACGGUGUGGAAGGCUUGGUGAUCGAGCCACCGUCUCGUAUGGAAGUCGUCAACGUCCUCCGAAAGAUCGCCACUCAAUUUAACGUGGCUGUCGAUCGACGCAAAAUUGGUAUGACGCAAUUUAUGGCCAGGGAAAAUUCGUCAAUGGGUAAUUGCGCAGCCGCGUACAGAAUCACGCGCGAGGAACUCAAGAUGGACACGUUCGAGCAGGGAGAUGGCAAUUUUCGGCUCGUGAUAUUGCCAUUGACCGACGCGAAACCUGGAACGACUCUCUCGAUUGUGAAAUCUCGGAUGGGAUGUAUCAAUCCACCGCGAUACGUCGAUUUCUCGAGAGGAAUCUUAGAAAUGAGGAGAUUUGUUAGCCAAAUACAGAUUAAUUCAAACAAAUUUGAAACCUUCACCGAAUUCUAUGGAAAUGUAAGAUAUACCGAAUCCGAAAUUGGAAUGUUAGUAUUUAAAGAAAUAAUACAAAUUAAUUUAAAGAACAUUGAACCUGCACAAAAUGAACUUCCAACUCUUUCUUACGGCGAACUGAUUGAUUUAAAUACCAACAAUGAUAUACCAAGCAAUUUUAUAAAUUAAAGUUGCAAUUUAUGUAUGUUUUGUUAACGAAUGUAUGCUACGUUACAUUAUAGGCAAGCUAUACAAUUUGCUAUUAAAUAUCUCAUCAAUUUAAAACUAGAAGACUGUAAAAAAAAACAGAGUUGCAUAAACGAUAUCUUAUAAAAUGAGAA